CCUUAUAUAACAAUAUCUCUGUUUCCCUAUCACAGUUGAAUAUAACAAGUCAAAACAGCCAUCCUUCAGUUUUGGCUAACAUUGAAUCCCCCCUGUUUCCUCCUCUCACUCUGCCAUCUAAUUAUCUCUGAGCCGUCGCCGGGAAAAAUACUCCAUGUCGAUUGCGUCUCCGUAUUCAGCUGCUGCACUAAUCGUCGCCGUUCUUUAUGCUGUUUCCAUCGCCGGUGUCGUCCAAGUAGCACUUGCCCAGAAUCGGACUCGUGCUACCACUGAUCCCGACGAAGCAAGAGCAUUGAACGCCAUUUUCGAGAGGUGGGGAAUCGAAGCGCAACCGGGGCAAUGGAACAUAAGCGGCGAGCUCUGCAGUGGGUCGGCGCUGGGUGCAAGCCCCACCAUCGACGAGCAAGCUUUCAACCCUUUCAUCAAAUGCGACUGCACUUUCAAUUCCUCCACCGUCUGCCGCAUCACCGCCCUCAAAGUAUCGUCUAUGGAUAUUGCUGGUCCAAUCCCUGAUGAGCUUUGGAGUCUCACCUUGCUAACCAAUCUGAACUUGGGUCUGAAUUUCCUGUCUGGAACCUUGUCUCCAUCCAUUGGCAAUUUGACGCGUAUGCAGUGGCUGAAUUUGGCCACUAAUCAAUUCACCGGGCCUGUGCCUAGGGAGAUUGGAUUGCUUACUGAUUUAAGAUCAUUUGGUUUCGGGUCAAACAACUUCACAGGUUCCUUGCCGUCUGAGCUGGGGACUUUGUCAAGGCUUCAACAAAUGUAUUUUGAUAGUGCUGGAGUUAGCGGCCCAAUUCCUUCGACGUUUGCUAAUUUAACCAACAUGGAGACUGUGUGGGGAUCAGAUAAUGCUCUUACAGGCCCUAUUCCUAGUUUCAUAGGGACUUGGAGAAGGCUAACAACUUUACGGUUUGAAGGAAACUCGUUUAGCGGUCCAAUACCAUCAUCCUUCUCCAACUUAACCAAUUUGACAGAGUUACGGAUAGGUGGUAUUACAAACGGAACCUCUUCUCUGGGAUUCAUUAGGGGCUUGACUUCCCUAUCCACCUUGGUCCUGAGGGACAGUAGUAUAGCUGGUACAAUUCCAUCCGACAUAUGGGGGGACUAUCCGAAUUUGGGAUUUCUGGACUUGAGCUUCAAUCGUCUCACUGGAACAAUCCCAGCCGCAGUUUUCAAUAUGAGCUCUCUCACUUUCUUGUUUCUUGGGAAUAACAGCCUGAAUGGUACUCUUCCUGCUCAGAAAAGUGCUUCACUUGUCAAUAUCGAUGUUUCAUACAAUAACAUAGGAGGGCCCUUGCCUUCUUGGACAAAUGGAAGAAAUCUUCAGCUGAACAUAGUAUUCAACAACUUCACAAUAGAUCCUUCAAACACUAAUGGCCUGCCUACCGGGAUUAACUGUCUUCAACAAGGAUUCCCCUGCAACAGAAAUAGUCCAAUAUAUUCCCAAUUUUCAGUGAAGUGUGGUGGUCCAGCCAUUACAACCGCCAGUCCUCGGCUAACCUUCGAAAGGGACAAUGAGACUCUUGGUCCAGCAACAUAUUUCGUGACCCCAACAAACAGAUGGGGAGUCAGCAACGUUGGCUUGUUUGCAGGAAACAACAAUCCUCAGUACACAUCAUUUUCGUCCUCUCAGUUCACCAACACUCUAGACUCGGAGCUGUUUCAGACGGCACGUCUCUCUGCUUCAUCUCUGAGGUACUAUGGCAUGGGGCUUGAGAAUGGCAACUACAGCGUCACACUUCAGUUUGCUGAGACUGCCAUUGAGAAUGGUAACACUUGGAGGAGUCUCGGAAGAAGGAUGUUUGAUGUCUAUAUCCAGGGGACUCGUGUUUUGAGGGAUUUCGACAUAAGAAGUGAGGCAGGAGGAGUCUCGACCCGGGCUGUUCAGAGACAGUUUACUGUCCGGGUUUCGGAGAAUUACAUGGACAUCCAUUUGUACUGGGCUGGAAAAGGUACUUGUUGCAUUCCUGCACAAGGUGUAUAUGGCCCUUCUAUUUCAGCAAUCAGUGCUCUCCCAGAUUUCGUACCAACUGUUAGCGACAAUCCUCCACGCACAGACAGUGGUGGAAAUGACAACAAGACAGGGAUGAUCGUUGGGAUUAUCAUAGGUGUCUUGGUUCCAUGCUCGAUAUUAGCUAUUGUAAUGAUCAUUAUUAUUCGGAGAAAGAGAAGACAAAGAGCCUUCGAAGAUGAAGAGCUCCAAGGGAUUGAUACCAGACCAUACACUUUCAGUUACGCCGAGCUGCGGGGGGCCACUCAAGACUUCAGUCCUUCUAACAAGCUUGGAGAAGGAGGAUUUGGACCCGUUUACAUGGGAAAGCUUGAUGAUGGUAGAGUAAUUGCAGUGAAGCAGUUGUCAGUUCAAUCUCACCAAGGAAAGAGCCAGUUCAUCACAGAGAUUGCCACCAUAUCUGCUGUACAGCAUCGUAACCUUGUGAAGCUGUACGGAUGCUGCAUUGAGGGAGAAAACAGGCUUCUCGUCUAUGAAUAUCUCGAGAACAAAAGUCUUGACAAAGCACUCUUUGGUGAAAAAGGCCUGAACCUCAACUGGCUGACACGUUACGAGGUCUGCUUGGGAGUCGCGAGGGGUCUAGCAUAUCUUCAUGAAGAGUCAAGGCUGAGAAUCGUGCAUAGAGACGUGAAAGCCAGCAAUAUCUUGCUUGAUUCCGAGCUGGUCCCCAAGAUCUCUGAUUUUGGGUUGGCUAAGCUCUAUGAUGAUAAGAAGACUCAUAUCAGCACCCGUGUCGCCGGAACAAUAGGAUAUCUAGCUCCUGAAUACGCCAUGCGUGGACACCUUACUGAGAAAGCUGAUGUCUUUGCCUUUGGAGUGGUAGCUCUGGAGGUUGUAAGCGGGAGGCCUAAUUCAGACCCAACCUUGGAUGAAGAAAAGAUGUAUCUUCUUGAAUGGGCCUGGUACCUACACGAAAACAACCGGGAAGUAGAGCUGGCCGAUUCCAGGCUCUCCGAGUUCGACGAAGAAGAACUGAAACGCUUCGUAGGAAUCGCUCUACUCUGCACGCAAGCUUCCCCUUCGCUGAGGCCAUCGAUGUCCCGGGUUGUGGCAAUGCUAUCAGGCGACAUUGAAGUGAGCACAGUUACAUCUAGGCCCGGAUAUUUGACCGAUUGGAGGUACGACGAUACGACUGGCAGCUUCAUGAGCGACAUUGCUACCAAAGGUACUACAGAUACCAGCCAUUACACUUCAUCCACGAGCACAUCCAUGGUGGCCGAUUCAGAGGUUUCUCCGCACAAUGCCUCGAAGCCCAUGCUUCAUGGGCUCAUUGGAGAAGGUCGAUAGAUAGACUGAUACACAGAUCACAAGCACAUACGAGGCAUAAUGUUUGAGGAUCUUCAGUUGCACAAUUCAGAAACUCUUUGUUGCAUUCUUGUACAUGUGUAAUCUCAUUGUCCGAUUUGAAGCUAAAGGGAGGAUUUUAUCCCUUGCUGUAAUUAGAAGAUUGUAUGCUUGAAUAAUACCACGAUUUGUUUUUCUCAUUUGUUAGUAAUUGAUACGCGGCAUAAACAAGCAGCAAUUUGAUGAUGGAAUGAAUGACUGUGUUGUCAACUUGAAAGCUGUUAAUGUAAGAUUAGCUCAUCAUCUUAUUACAGGAUCCUUCCAAGCCAUUACACAAAAUAAUACGCAGAACAGAGCAUUCCGCUGCAACCAAUCAUCCCCCCUUUACCCAUAAAUUCCUCGAACCAUCCUUCCCAAAAAAUGAAACAAAUCAUCCCAAUAAAACAAAAGGAAAAACAGAGCAUUCUCCAAAACAGGAGAGAAAUCGGGGAGAAAUCCCUUAAGCCAAUUAUAAUCUAGCUGCACAAUAUUACUCUAGUUAAACCGAGAACUAGGCACGAAACGGCAAAGAAAAAUAUAGUUGCAAAAUCCCUCGCAGACCACUUCUUCACGGCCUUUGAUUCCACCCUCAAGCUCUUCGCCCUCCUCAAAGCAUCCACUUCCUUCAACAGAUCAAAUUCCAGACCUUUCUUCUUCAACUCCUCCACGCACUUCGCCAGCAGCUUCCCGUCUUCCUUCUCCCUCUCCAGAAGCUUCUCCAUGUGGGAUUCCACAUCCGUCUUGUACCGAACCGCCCACACGAUCCCCAUCGAGCAGAGCAGCGAAGAGAGCGAGGGGAUCCAGGAUCGCUUGCACGAGGCGGAAGAAGAGGAAACAGAAGAAGCGUGGUUGAAGAGGAGAAGCAAGGAAAUGGAGUGGAAAAGGAAGAAGAAGACGUAUAGCUGCGUGAUUUCCCGGCGAACAGAGUCAAUCUGGGACUCCUUGAAAGAGACUCUGUUCAGGAUCAGUUCUUCCUCCUUCAGCCACUGCUUCAGCAAGAGCUUGUGGGUCGGGGUUUCCGCAAUUUGGUGGAGCGGGUGCUGCGGCUUCGGAACCAUGAUCGAUGAUGAUGACGACGAUGGUAGGUUUUCACUGUUUUCUGCCAUGGAAAGAUUGGAUUUAUGUGGGGAUUGGAAGGGCAGAAAGAGAG
Linum tenue is the source of this 4484-nucleotide messenger RNA. NCBI's taxonomy places the organism in Eukaryota, Viridiplantae, Streptophyta, Magnoliopsida, Malpighiales, Linaceae. The record is from the annotation of a GenBank genome assembly.